Messenger RNA from Rotaria sp. Silwood1, 1947 nucleotides. The record is from the annotation of a GenBank genome assembly. Lineage: Eukaryota; Metazoa; Rotifera; Eurotatoria; Philodinida; Philodinidae.
AUGCAACGUUCAAUGGAAUCUGAUUUUGAAGAUGAAGAUGAAAUAUGUUAUACAUCAAAACGUCGUGUACAUCCUCCAAUAUCUCAACAUUAUGAUGAAGAUUCAUUUCCAUCAUCAUCUUGGACAAAUCCUCCUAAUGAAAAUGAACUUGAAGAAGAUCAAUGUAGUUCAUCAAUUGAUUAUUAUCAUAAUGAUAUUAAUAAUGAAAUAUUUAAUUUACCAAUAAGUUCAAAUGAUCUAUAUGUAACACCACAACAAGCAUUACAUUUAGCAACAAUUUAUGAAUUUUUACGUCAUUUUUCAUCAAUAUUACGUCUUACACCAUUUCUAUUUGAACAUUUUUGUAUAUCAAUUAUUCAAUCAAUUAAUAUAAAUAAUAUAUUAUUUUCACAAAUACAUAUAUGUUUAUUACGUUUAUUAAUUAAACAAGAUGAUGAUGAUAGUAUAACAUAUGCAUCUGAAACAGAUAUUAAAGGUAUUAUUGAUUUAUCAUUUGUUACUAUGGAUUAUAUAACAUGGCCAUAUAUAUUACAAUUAUAUGUUACAUCACAUCCACAAUUAAAAAUAUAUACAUCAAUUGUUAAAGAUUAUCCAUUUAAUACAAAUAUUCAAGAAAAAAUUGAUAUACUAUCAGCUUUAUGUGAUGUUGCAUUAACAACAAAAACUAUACGAAGAGAAUUUGAUGAUACAAAACCUAAACAACAUGAUGAUAAUUGUAGACAAUGUCAAAAACGUGGUGAUUUACUCUGUUGUGAUCGUUGUGAAGCAACAUAUCAUCUAGCUUGUCUUAAUCCACCAUUAAUAAGUGUACCAACUGUUGAAUGGUUUUGUCCUGUAUGUAUACAAAAUCAAGUACAUGGUGUAACAGAUUGUAUUCCUCUACGAGAAAAUCGACCAUUUUAUUUACGUCAUCGAUGUAUUGGUCAUGAUCGAGAACAACGAAGAUAUUGGUUUGUUUGUCGUCGACUAUUUGUAGAGGAUGAAACCGGUAAAGAUGUACGAUAUUAUUCUACACUUGAUCAAUUUGAUACUCUAUUAUCCUAUCUUGAUGAUACAGGACCAGAAAAAUUAUUAGUUUAUCGUUUACAAAAACGAUAUAAUGAUAUAGCACGUUGUAUGCAAAUAACAGCUGAACUUCAAACAAUAUCUAUACCAUUGGAUCAAUCGCCAUCAAUGACAAAUCUAAUGUCAACAACAAUUGAUUAUGUACCAACAUUAGAUGAUGAUGAUGAUCAAAAAUCAUUAUCAAUGUUUACAGAUGGUUUAAUACCAUAUCAUUUCGAUGAAAUCAUAACAAAAAAAAUUGAUUAUGAACAUCUUAUUAAUAUGAUUAAAUUAAAAAUAAAAUCAAACAAAAAUAUUUGUUUAAUGCAUAGUCAGAUAGAUGGUAUUGUUGAUAAUGAUGAAAAAGAUACAAAAUCAUUAGUUAAAAAACGAGAAUAUUUUGUUCAUUCAACUAAUAAUUAUGAUUAUUCAUCAAAAAUCAAUGGACAAAAUUACUAUACAAACGACUUACCAGUAUCGAAUGAUUUAAUCUCCGUUUCACGAUUUAAUUCAUCAAAUAGAUCUUUAUUAGAAGAACGAUUACGACGUAUACAUAUUGCACUUAAACGUUUAAAUGAAAAUGAUAUUAAUGAAACAAUUUGGCAACGUUAUGAACAGUAUCAAACAAUGAAUAGAUUUCCUUCUCAUAAUCGUAAUAAUACAUAUUCAACAAAUACAAAUCGUACAUAUUCAACACAUAAUACAUCUUAUCCACGUAGUAAUUAUUAUCGUGAUUAUUAUACGGGUAAUAAUUAUGAAGAUGAAGAUGGAAUGUUACUUGAUAAUGAAUAUGAUGAUUUUGGUGAUGAUUUUUUUCAACAAGAAGAAAAUAUUGAUGAAUUUGAUAUGCCAUUUAGAAAAUAUGGUAUAAAUUCAAAAAAUAUCUUACUAUUUAAAGAUUAA